AAGUUGAACAACAUUUUGCUCCGGAGAAUGAAACCCAUGUUGUCAAUUAAAAAUAGUUACGUUAGUAGCUCUUGUAACAAAUGUCCUCACACUUUAGAUUGGAUAAACAAUGGUUAUGUAUGCUAUGGUACUAAUAAUGGUCUAGCUUAUUAUCAACCUUUUGAAUUAACUGGUGAUUUAAAAACUGUGGCAGCCCAUAAUGGUACUGUUAAUUGUGUUCGUUGGGUAAAGACUGGAUGUAAAGGUGAACCAGAUACACUAGUUGCGGCAUCUUCAGAUAAAACUGCUUCUGUUUGGAAGCUAACAGACAAUACAUUAACAAACGUCGGCAGGCUUAUAGGUCAUACAUCUCCCGUUAAUAUUUGUGUUGGAGCUUUUGAUCCAGCAAUUGGUCUGAUAAUAGCAACUGGUUCAGCCGAUUCAACUAUAAAAAUAUGGACCAAAACUGAUGAAAUGAAUGAUAACUAUGAGUGUAUUGAAACUAUAUCUCUUGGAAAUGGUUUUGCCUUGUCUAUGGAUUAUUUCUUCCUUCCAGAAACAGAAUGUUUAUGUCUUGCUUGCGGUUGUGAUGAUUUUAAAAUACAUUUGUAUUACCAAUCAGACAAUAAAUUUAAAUUACUUUCGAGCUUAGUUGGUCAUGAAGACUGGGUCAGAUCUAUUGAUUCGACACAGGACGGCAAAAAAUGGAGAUAUAUUGCUAGUAUCUGGAAGUCAGGAUUGUUUUUCGAAUCAGUUUUGCUAGGCCACGAAAAUUGGAUUUAUUCUACAAAAUGGUUUUAUCUAAAUGAAUCAAAGCUUUCCAUAGUAUCGGCUUCAAUGGAUAAAACUCUAGUUAUUUGGCAGCAAGGAGAAUCUGAUGAACUUUGGGUUGAGAAAUCUCGUCUAGGUGAUGUUGGAGGAAAUACUUUAGGAUUUUAUGACUGUAAACCAGCCCCGGAUGGUUCAGCACUGCUAGCUUAUAGCUUUCAUGGAGCUUUUCACAUGUGGCUUUAUGAUGAAGGUCUUGGAACCUGGAAAACAGGACUGACUGUCGGUGGCCAUUUCGAGGAGGUUCAAGAUAUAGCAUGGGAACCAAAAUUCGGUGCAUUCUUAUUAUCGGUUAGUUCGGAUCAAACUACUCGUUUACAUGCAAAAUGGAAAAAAGCUGACAAGACAUCAUGGUAUGAGAUGGGUAGACCUCAAGUUCACGGCUAUGAUAUGAAAUGUAUAGCACCCGUAAAUUCUUUGACGUUUGCGUCAGGCGCAGACGAAAAAGUUAUAAGAGCUUUCAGGCCGGCAAAAAAUUUUCUUAGAAAUUUCAAUAAAUUAACGGGUACAGCAUUCUUUACAGAGGAUGAUAUAAAAGAACAGCCAGAAGGAGCAUCAAUACCUGCUUUAGGUUUAUCAAAUAAGUCAGUUUAUGAAACCGAAAAGGCAGAAAAAGUUGAAACGCAAAAUUUAGAAAAUUAUUUCUCUCCUAUUCACCUUGAAGAGCCGCCAACUGAAGAGAAUCUUGUUCAAAACACCUUAUGGCCAGAAAUAGUAAAGUUAUACGGACACGGUUAUGAAAUUUUUGCACUUGCAGCUCGUAAUGAUGGAGGAAUUUUAGCGUCAAGUUGCAAGGCAGCCAAAGCUGAACAUGCUUCGGUUAUCUUAUGGAAUACUUCAAAUUGGGAAAUUUUUCAAAAAUUAAGCUAUCACAAUUUAACUGUCACUGACAUAUCUUUCUCUCAUGACGGUCAACAUAUACUGUUAGUGUCUAGAGAUAGAACAUGGAGUUUAUUCUCAAAUAUCGAAGGAAAAUACGAACUGACAUCAUUUACUGAUAAAAAGACAGCUAUUCAUUCAAGAAUUAUAUGGUGUUGCGCGUGGUCUCACGAUGAUGCAUUUUUCAUAACUGGUUCUCGUGAUAAAAAAGCAAUUGUUUGGAGCAAAAGCGAAAAUUCAGAUAAAUUUAUUGCCUGUGAUAUAACUUUGCAAUUGUCAGAUUCAAUUACCGCUAUUGAUUUAGCACCUAAAUUAGUCAAUGACGAAUAUGUGGCAUUGUUCGGAUUGGAUAAUGGUGAAAUGCUAUUAUACACAUUCACAAAGGUUUCAUCAUGGACAUUAAAGUUCUCCCUCAGUAGAAGUUUUGGCCAUCAAAAUACAGUUAAACGAAUUCGAUUCAAGCCUACCUACGACAAAGACAAAGACCCUCUAACAGUUGCUUCCUGUUCGGUAGACCACAGCGUAAAAAUAUAUGAGAUUAUGAGUGUUCAGUAG
Messenger RNA from Dimorphilus gyrociliatus, 2241 nucleotides. The record is from the annotation of a GenBank genome assembly. NCBI's taxonomy places the organism in Eukaryota, Metazoa, Annelida, Polychaeta, Dinophilidae.